Molecule: messenger RNA, 3975 nt
Organism: Sporisorium graminicola
Lineage: Eukaryota; Fungi; Basidiomycota; Ustilaginomycetes; Ustilaginales; Ustilaginaceae
Exons: 1
Coding region: 1-3975 (1324 amino acids)
Biological process (GO): DNA-templated transcription; regulation of DNA-templated transcription
Molecular function (GO): DNA-binding transcription factor activity, RNA polymerase II-specific; DNA binding; zinc ion binding
Source: RefSeq, a predicted model, not a curated record
AUGGCACAGGUCCGUCAAAACGCAGGCUCUCCAGGCCAAGGCCACAGCUCCGACCACGACAGCAGCAGAGACGACCAGCCGAAUAACGGCCUCAAGAAGAAGCGUAUUCAGCAGGCGUGUCGACCCUGCGGCAUAAAGAGGGUCAAGUGCGAUGGCUCCAAUCCUUGCGUCACCUGCAUCCGAUCCGGCGAAACCUGCGAGUAUGGUCUCCCCAAGAAAAGAGGCCCGCCCAAGGGUUCCACUCGUGGCGGAAGGAAAGCUUCCAAGCGAAAGGUCGGUGUAGGUGUUUCCGCUCCUCGCAAGGUCGCCCACGAAGCGGCUGUAGCUUUGCCAGUUCAAUCCACCCGUGACUAUGCCGCAACCGUUGCCGCUGAUCCCUCCUCAUCGGCAGACACCAGAUCAUCACAAGUCUCUGCACAGCGUCCGCCGCCACCGCCAUUCCCAGAGGCUGAGUGGACUCGCAGCGUUGCACCUCCAGCUCCACCCGUCGCCUCUUCCUCAUCCUCCUCAUACACCAAAUAUCCUCCGCACGCUGGUACAUCACACCGAAUCCCAUAUUCAGACGUUCUACCGCAGACUCCUUCUGUCCCUGUCGCUGGCAUGAGACCCACAGGCGCCUUCUCCUCAUCAGAUGCACCUGCCGACUUCCACUCACGAUCUCGACACGCAUCGCCCAACUCAAGCUAUCGCACAGACAGUCACCGCACUGGCGGGGGCUCUGUCCACGACGGCAGCGUCGGCAGUCCCAGCUAUGGCGGCCUCAACAGCUCAAGCCCAGGAUACUUUCCACCUCACUCCUACCCAUCCAAGUACGAUCCUGCCUCGGCGUUUCAUAGUCCGUAUAAGCCACGAGCAGAGCCUUUCUAUCGCGGCAGCAGCAGCGGACUCGGUCUUAUACGUCCACCGCCUGGCGCCGCUGAUCGCAGGUUGCCUCCCAUCGACUUCUACUCUAGACCUUCCAUCCGAUCCUCGCCCUCGUCCCCGAGCAACUUUCGCAGGCUCUCGGGUGCAUCAGAGACCUAUGAUUCAGCCGUGUCAGGUCGCUCAAGCACGAAUCGAUCACUCAACACGUUUGCGGCGCCGUAUGCGCGAGCUCCACUCGCCGCUUCUUCUUCCACCUUUUCCACCAACACAAGGCAUCAUCCUGCAAUUGUAGCAGACACAUCGGCUCCGCACUAUCCUCCCAGCUCAUUCGGUGAUGCAACACGCUUCGACGACCGUUCCGCAAAUAGCAGCACAGCUUCCAAUUCACACGUCGCAGGAUCCAGCGGUUGGCCUACAGCCACACACACGCUGCCGCCCCCGUCAGAUGCCAUAUCAGAAACAGCUCGAGCCGAUAGAGAUGCUUUGGGUAGACCAGCAAGCGUCCGCCACGCCGGUGAAAGCAAUCAGCUGCUGCUAGAAGGCACCCUUUUGCAGCUGCAACGAGAUCGCGAUCGUGCCCGCAAAACCGAACAUAGCUCCAGCAACUUGUCAUCUGCACCCAACUACAACAUAUCACGCGAUGUGCCUGACGAUGUCAAUUUGGAGCCGCUCCUCUGGAUCGAGCCAGGCGACGCAAGUAGACAGGGCAUCAAUCGAUCCGGCGUUUCCCUCACCAAGCCCGAGAUUCCCCCGCUCAUUCAAGAACGCCUUUUCACCAUCUUUUGGGGUAUAGUACAGACAAUCUGGCCCGCGGUCGAGAGGUCUGCACUCUGUCUUACCGGCUUCAACGUGAUCGAUCCUGAGAAGUCCCCCAUGCUGCACAAUGCAGCCUGUGCCCUCGCUGCUGUCGCAUGGGACUCCGGCGAGUUCGGCGUCUCGGAGGACGACGCAGAAGCCACGCAAUCCGAUUUGGUCGAACGCACCGCCUCUGAUCUCAGCUUCAGCCAGGGACCUGAUCACCUUGGCGACGGAACUAGCCUCCGCCGUCUUAGUGCAGCGGACCUGGGCGACGUCUUCCUCGCCAGAGCCAAGUACUACCUCAUCAAGACAAACAACGAGCCCAGCCUAGAAACGAUUCAAUCACUCUUUUUCAUGGCGCUGCGAGAAGGAGGCAACGGACGAGCCAGCCAGGCCUCGGCAUACAUCUCGACUGCUUGCAGAAUGUGCACCGAUCUGGGCCUUCAUCGACAGCGCGAUUUCUCUUCGGUGCUCGGACUGCAUUUCUCACAUGCCGAAGAGCAAGCGAGGCGGAGGAUCUUCUGGUGCUUGUAUCUGCUCGACAAAACGUCGUCGGCAUCGUUGGGUAGACCCGUCACACUGCGGUAUGCAGAGAUCGACUGUCCACUGCCCAACAUGGAUGAGCCUGAUGAGCACGAGACGUGGGCCGAAUCGACCAACAACAGCUCGCUCAUCAAAGACCGAGCACGGAGCAUGCUGCUCAAGACACCCGUCGCUGCCAUGACCCAUCUGCGGUUUGGUGUCAGACUCGGGCAUAUCUGCGAGCAGAUCAUUGCCAUCUACACGCACGUGCAGCGCAGUGAUGAAGACGACGACAACGCCAGCUCGACCCACCACAGCAACAGCGACGAGCAAGGAGGGGGCGGGGACGGAAGCGUCGUUCCCGAGUGGGAGACGCGCCUUGUGCGACUGCAUCGAAAGCUGGAAGCGUGGGAGCGAGAUCUCCCGUAUCGGCUGCGCUUUGACAACCCGUCUCACCGCCUGCCCAACACGCUCUGCCAGCACCUCUGGUUCCAGGCGUGCAAAGUGAUGCUGCAUCGUCCUCACAUUCUCAAGCAGUCCGCUCGUCCUGACCUGCCUCCGUCGCACCGCAUCUGCACUGAAGCGGUGGGCAGCAUCUGCGACAUCCUCACCGCCUAUGACAACAACUUUGGCAUGCGCAAGCUGUCGUCUACGUUCACCUACUGUAUCUUCACGGCUUCGACGAUCGAGAUCGCCAAUACGACGUCGACGGAUCCGGCGGUGGCGUUGGAGGCGAAAAGGAGGUUGAAGAAGUUCAUGACGUGGUUGUCGAGGAUGAGCGGUACGUGGCAGAGCGCUGGGCACCAUCUCAAGAUCUUGGAGCAGCUGGGGCAUGGGAUUGACGCGGAUCUGGCAGGCACUGGACUGCCAAGUCACAGAAAGUCGAGUGGGUCGGGAAGUUAUGCGGCGAGCAGAGCAGAUAGUCCGACAGCUGCUGCGAUGGCCAAGGGCGCUGGCAUUGAUGUGGGGCCGUCUGCGCUGUCUCUACCCAAGGAUGCACGGGAUCUAUUAGUGGACGACGAGGCAUUUUCCAGAGCUGCGAAUGAUCACGCCCAACAGCAACAGCAACAGCAGCAUUUCUCAUCUGCCACCGACCCUAGCGACAUGACGCUGGCACACCCAGGAGAGAAAGGGACGGGGGAGGACGGGACCGGACUCUUGGUACCAGGCCCCAUCGGCGCGCCCAUGUAUCUCACACGUUCGUUCGCAAGCUACCCCAUGGCUUCGACGCUGCAAGACGACCUGCACGCGCAAUUCGAAGCGCACGGUCAGAAUCCAAGCGUGUUUUACGGCUGGCCAUCUGGCGCAACCAAUGCACCACGCCUGGAGACGACGACGACUUCUCACACGAACACUGCGUCCGUCUACGACCCCUCGAACGCUGCUGUUGCCGCUGCUGUCGCUACGGCUCAGCAGCCUAUACCCAGCGCGGGGGCCUCACCUCAUGUCCCCACCGCUUCUGCUGCUGCUGUACCGGGCAAUACAACUUCGACGCUUGCGAGCGGCGCAGUUGACCCGACGGCAUACCUCAAGCUGCACGACACAUCGUACUGGGGUGCUAUGCCGCUGGCGUCCGAAGACCCGCUCUCCUGGGCCAACUUCACAAGCUCCUACGUCGAAGCACUCAACGGCAUGACGCAACCGUUGCCGUCCAGUGUUGGCGCGCACAGCAAUCCGAUGGGCGUAGAUGUGGCGUACAUGGCUGCAACAGGCCCUGACGGCGGAAGCGGUGGCGGCAGUGGGAGAUUGCAUGCAUCGCAAACGGCGACGGGCUCGGAUUCGCGGUCGUAG